CUUACUGACCUUUCUUCACUUCACUAUAUAGUCAUUCUUUUAUAUAUAAGUACUACUAGCCCCUCUAAUACCAUAUUUCAAUAUGCAAAUGAUAAGUUUGUAUUUACUACCCAAAGUAUAGAAAGUUUGGUGAAAGUGAAGUGAGAGAGACAGAGAGACUGGGAGAGAGAGAGAGAGAAGAAGAAGAAGAAGAAGAAGAAGAAGAAGACCCUAUUUGUGAGCUAUAUAGAGAUAGAGCUGCUGCUUUCAUUAUCCCCAUCUCUUCCUGGCUAGUUUUCUUGUCAUAUAUUACUCAAUCAUUUCCAAAACUAUGUAGUUGGUUUUUCAUGAAGGAGAUUCCAAAAACAAAUACAGAGCUACAACAACAACAACAACAGCAGAAGAAGCAGAUUUGAUCAGCUAGCUGCUCACGGGUUUCAUCAUAUCAUCUCCUAACAGAGAUAUUAAUGAUGUUUUCCAGAUACUACUACUUCUGCUGCUGCUACAUAUAGUCCAAAAAAGCCAACCUUUCAUUACAGGUUUCAAGCCAAAUCCAAAUCCAAUAUGUCUCAAGAAUUUCACCAACCAGCUGGAGUGUACAAUUUCUCAAUCAAUGGAUAUGAUGAAAGAUCUCAAAACAUGAAACAACAAGCUUCCGGGGAUUGGAUCAGCCCAGCGGGUAGAGGAUUUGGGCUGCAGGAUGAGCAAGUCCAAGUUGAGGUUUCAGCUGGAGGACAAGUAAUAUAUGAUACCGGCGGCGCCGGAGGGGGAGGGAUUUUGACUGAGAUGAUGAUGAUGGAUGGUUUCUCCCGGCAGGCCGGAGGAAGAAAGCCGCCGGAAACCAAUCGUCAUCACCUCAUAUUAGAUGGUCAGAUCCAUCAUCAGUCCAGUUAUAAUAAUAACAGAUGGUCACAGAAACAGCCUCUGGCAUUGACAGUAAACGAAGCUGUGGUAAGUUUUUUAAACCCAAAAACCAAAAAUAGUAGUAGUAUUAAUUACGAUUUUUAUUUUUAUUUCUCUUUUGGAUACUGUUACAGAACUUUAUUUUAUUUUAUUUUUUUCUGUUCACUAAUUUUCAUGCAGCUUCCAUUAAUGAACCCUCAUAAUAUUAAAGUUGUAUCAUCGUCGUCUUCUUCAAGCUAUCAUCAAGUUGACCACAACAAUAAUAAUAAUAAUAAUCCUUCCCAACCUUCUUGGAUUAUUAAUCAUCAUCAAGGUAACGAAGUAGUUGUUGUUGAUGACCCUUUAAAAAUUGGUCGGACAAUUGAUCAUCAUCAGGGUCAAGGAUUAUCUUUGUCAUUAUCUUCUUCAUUACCAACAACCUUGGAACCCGCUAAAUUCCAAGAAUUAAGAAUAGGUGGAGGUGGAGAUGGCGGUGGGAUUCGUAAUUUCUAUGAUACUAGUAAUAAUAAUAAUGUUCAUGGGAAUUUUUACGGGUUGAAGAAUCAUCAUCAACAUCAUCAUCAGGAACCCAAUAUUCCGGAUCAUUAUCAGAUUCAUUUCGGACAUCCGGCUGCUUCUUCUUCGAGGUUGGGGAAUGUGUUGAGGAAUUCUAAGUACUUAAGGCCAGCUCAAGAGUUGCUUGAGGAGUUUUGCUGUGUGGGAAGGGGACAGUUUUUUAAGAAGGUGAAGGGAGGAGGAGGACAAAAUAGUAAUGGAAACCCUAAAUCCAUUUCUACAGGAGAUGGUGUCGGUGGCGGUGGUUCGCCGGGGGGUUCGUCGACUUCCUCCAAGGACCGUCCGGCGCCGCUUUCAGCUUCUGAAAAGCAUGACUUUCAAAGGAAGAAGGUCAAGCUUUUGUCCAUGCUUGAUGAGGUGGAUGCAAGGUACACGCACUAUUGUGAGCAAAUGCAAGCAAUAGUAAGCUCAUAUGAUUCGGUAAUCGGAUACGGGGCGGCGGCGCCGUACACAAACCUAGCUCAGAAGGCAAUGUCAAGGCAUUUCAGGAGCAUAAAAGAUGCAAUCUUGGGUCAACUCAAGGCUACAUGUGAAGCCCUUGGGGAUAAAGAAGUAGCUGGAACAGUAGGCUUAACAAAAGGAGAAACACCAAGGCUGAAAAUGCUUGAACAGAAAUUCAGGCAGCAAAAAGCAUUUCACCAGUUGGGAAUGCUUGAUCCCGAAACCUGGAGGCCACAAAGAGGGUUGCCUGAACGAUCUGUGAACAUUUUGAGGGCUUGGCUUUUUGAACAUUUUCUUCAUCCGUACCCAAGUGAUGCAGACAAACAUUUGCUAUCCAGGCAGACAGGCUUAUCGAAAAACCAGGUUUCAAAUUGGUUCAUAAAUGCAAGGGUAAGAUUAUGGAAGCCAAUGGUAGAAGACAUAUACAAAGAAGAGGUCAAAGAAAAUGAAGGUCAAGAAGAUAAACAACCAUCCAUAGUAAAUCCUAAAACCACCAUUGAUCCUCAAUUAGGGAAUAAAUCAGAUGAAGAUAAUAAUGAUGAUGAUGAUUCAGAUCAUCAUGAUGAUCAUCAUCAGGACCACCAUAGCCAAAGUGAAAGCCAAAACAUGGAGUCAGCAGCAGCACAAACUCCAAAGCAGCCAACAACAAUGUUAUCAUCAUCAUCAUCAGAAGGAGGGUUAAUAAGGAGAUCAAGAUCCGAAAUCAAUGCUGCGGAAAGAGACCCUUCAAAGAACAUCAUCAGUAAUAAUCAUGGACAAUAUUACAACACCACCUUGGGAAACUCUCAAGCCAUUCUUCAAGGUACCACAGCCACCACCACAGUUUCUUCUUCUUCUCCUUCUUCUUCUUCUGCUCAUUUUCAUCAUCAAAAUAAUCAUCUUCUUGAUCACCAUCAAACAAUGCUGCAAAUGUAUGGUUGUUUUAUGGGGAAUAUUCAUCCUCAUGAGGCUGCAGUAAGCAUGUUGAAUGGCGGUGGUGGUGGUGGUGAUCAUAGAGGAAAUCUGUCUGAAUUUGGAGCUCAGGCUGGGGAUAUUUCCUUAACCUUAGGGCUUCGCCAUUCCACCAAUGUACCGAGAAAGAGUACCACUCAUGAGUUCUCAAUUAGAGAUUUUGGUGCAUUUUGAUUUUAGUGCACAAAUAUUAUAUAGACUUAGUUUAUUAUUAUAAGAUUUUAAAGAAGAAAAAAAGAAAAAUGAGAGAGUGUAAGCAUGAAUGCAUGAACCCUAUAAAUUUUGUGUGAUUGCUUGAUUACAUUUGGUUCCAAAAAUUGAAAUUGUACGUAUAUAAUUAAGAGUGGUAUAGUAUUAAUUUUUUCCUAUUGUUCGUUUUGUUU
Oldenlandia corymbosa var. corymbosa is the source of this 3212-nucleotide messenger RNA. NCBI's taxonomy places the organism in Eukaryota, Viridiplantae, Streptophyta, Magnoliopsida, Gentianales, Rubiaceae. The record is from the annotation of a GenBank genome assembly.